Schistosoma turkestanicum is the source of this 2999-nucleotide messenger RNA. The record is from the annotation of a GenBank genome assembly. NCBI's taxonomy places the organism in Eukaryota, Metazoa, Platyhelminthes, Trematoda, Strigeidida, Schistosomatidae.
AUGAAGCCAACGUUAGCUUCUUCAGCUUCAAGUCUCAUGAGUGCAACAAGUAAUGGAAGCACUAGUGGUGGUGGUGGUGGACCGAUCUCAUCUGCUCAACACACUAUAGCAGCUACACUUACAGCUGUGCAUAAAAUGGAUUCUGAAUUACGUUGCCCAUCAUGUAGACGAUUUUUCCAAUGUCCGUUAUUAUUACCAUGUGGUCAUUCCCUGUGUAAUUUAUGUGCAGCUGGAGCUUUACUUCCCGCCAGUGAACCAAGUAUAGCGGCAUCAAUUGCAGCGGCGCUACAUUUAACAACAACUGAAGCAUUUAGUCCUGGUAGUGGCCCGCCUCAAUCUUCAUCCUCAUCAUCUUCGACAACAGGAAGUAGUAUCGGUUGUCCCAGUACAUCUACCUCACAUGGAAACACACAAAGUAUGGGUUGUACUUCUGUUAUACCUUCAGAUUCUGAUCAAAUGAGUGUCGUAAGCGAAACUGAUUCAGGGGUAAUUGUUAGCAGUCGACCAGGUAGUUAUGUGGGAAGAUUACCAGUUAUAGUAUGUUCAUCAACUUCUGGUUUGGGUCCAAGUCAGACUUAUGGCAUUUCUUCAUCUUCAAUAAGUCAAGUAUCGAGUGGCUUAAUAUGUCCGAUAUGUAAUCAUGUCGUCGGUCUGUUUGAUGAUAAAGGACUGAGUCACUUACCACGAAAUCGCGCCCUUGAACGGAUAAUAUCUAAAUUUGUAGGCCCUGAGCAGUCAUCUCAUCCAUUAAAAGCUAGUGCGGACUUGGAGCCAUUCUUAUUAAACAGUAACACAGAUCCGAUUAAUAGACCAGGUGGACCACUUUGUCAGUUAUGUGAAGAACCUAAUAUCCCGACGGAAAAUCCAUCGCCUUCAGAAACCAAUAAAAAUGAAACGGUAGAACAAAAUUGUUUAGCAACAUUUUGGUGUGAACAAUGUGAAAUAUUUUAUUGUACACGAUGCCGUGAAAAAUGUCAUCCAGCUCGUGGACCAUUAAAUCGUCAUGCGCUACAUUCAGCAGCUGAAGGUGUAGAAAUAAUUCGACAAAAACAACGUAACCAACCUACACCAUGUAUGUCACAUUCAAAUUUAAUACCGAAUCUAUAUUGUGUUAAUUGUCAUAUACCGGUGUGUAAUGAAUGUAUAAGUAACGAUAAUUCACAAACAUUUGAAACACAUUCGAAGCAUGAAAUACUUCCAUUGAUUGGAGUUUGUAAAUCACGAAAAACCGAACUAUCCCAAUCACUUCAAGCACUAUCAGAAAGAGCUCGAUCAGCGACGGAACACAUACAACGUUUAAGAUCGAAAUCAGAAACAGUUAAUAGAAAUCUUGCAGACUCAGAAAAAGAACUUAUUGAACAAUUGGACGCAUUGAUUUCUGCAAUCGAAACAAAAAAACAGGAACUAACAGAGCGUCUUCGAGAGGAAAGAACCAAACGCAUACAUUGUCUUAAGGAUCAAAUUAAUCGUGUCACAUCACUUUUAACUAAAUCAACUGGACUUAUUCAAUUUUGUAUUGAAAUGUUGAAAGAAAGCGAUCCAUCAGCAUUUCUGCUGGUAUCUCAAUCACUUAUAACACGAACUCAAAAUGCAGAACAAAAUUUUAUACAAGAACUUCAACAUACCUCUUCCACAAAUGAUAUUAAUGGAUCGUUAUUAUCGCUUGCUUUAUCAUCAAGCAAAGAUUAUUCACAUCAUUCACCUAAAAAAAGAGCACUUAAAUCAACUGAAGAGAUUUCUAGCAAAUAUAACAAUGCUGUUGGAACAAGUACACCUAAUCGAUCAAAUAAAACAUUUGAUCUAUUAGGUGUGAAUAGUGUUGAUUCAAUACUUCGAGCAAUUUUAAGUUUAGGUUUAGAAGAAGAUCAAAAUACAAAAAGACCUGAAUAUUUUCAACUUAUCAAUCAGAAAAUUAACGAUGCUCCAGCCUCACCAGCUUUUCUUGUAGAAGAAUGCAUUUCAGAACGUAAUGUUAUUACUCUUGUGUGGCAGCCCACAUCAUCUGUACCUAUUGAUCGUUAUACACUGGAACUGGAUGAUGGAGCAGGUGGAAAUUUCAGGAAAGUUUACCGGGGAGUAGAAACAAUGUGUACCGUUGAAGGUUUACACUUUCGUUCGAUCUAUCGUGCUCGUGUUAAAGCACACAAUCAAGCUGGUGAAAGUCAAUACAGUGAACGAAUUUGUCUACAGACAUCAGAUUUUACCUGGUUUCAUUUGGAUAUUAAUACGUCAGUACCAGAAAUUCUACUUACCAACGGAAAUCGAACUGUUACUAGUCAGCUAGCUGAGGAUAGAGUAAUUCUUGGUUCAACUGAUCUUUGUGAUCCUGGUGGACAACCUGCAUUUGGCAUAGCUAGAUAUGAUUGCAAUAAAGAAAUAAUGCUUGGUCUUGACAUGAAAAGUUGGUCAAUUUAUUUUGAUUUCAAACGAAGUUGGUUUCUUCAUAACGGUGAACAUUUCGAAAGAACCGAUGGUGGAAUACAUGCAGGUAGUGUAGUUGGUAUUCGGCUAGACUGUAAUAGAGGCAAUUUAUCCUACUAUUUAAAUGAUCAACCACAUGGUCCAAUUGCAUUUACCAAUUUACCAAGUGGAAUUUAUUAUCCAGCUGUCAGUUUGACAAGAGCUAUUCAGCUAACUUUACAUUCUGGUUUAGAAGCUCCUAGUGAAAGUGAAGAAAGUGAUGAAGAUAGUUCUGGUGGUGGAACCGGGACUGAAACCACUUCUAUGGCAACCACUGUUUUAACUCUACCUUCAACAUUACAAAGCAAAGGAUUAAGACAAUGAAUUUAUUUAUCAGACAAACGAGUCGUGAGUUACUCAAAGAAGUUCCAUUCAAGCGACACAUCAACUUCAGGCUAUAAAUUUGAAAAUAAACUCAAACCAACUAGCUCAAGUUAAUGAAAUCGUGUUGCAUUUCUUCUAGUACAUUCUCCUUUUGAAUGCAUUUUACAAAUCCAUAAUAAAUUUUUAAAAAUAUCCAUGAAAAUUUUGAACUCCCA